Molecule: messenger RNA, 1575 nt
Organism: Scomber scombrus (Atlantic mackerel)
Lineage: Eukaryota; Metazoa; Chordata; Actinopteri; Scombriformes; Scombridae
Product: solute carrier family 22 member 7-like
Exons: 9
Coding region: 1-1575 (524 amino acids)
Biological process (GO): transmembrane transport
Cellular component (GO): membrane
Molecular function (GO): transmembrane transporter activity
Source: RefSeq, a predicted model, not a curated record
AUGAAAUUUGACGACAUACUUUCAGAAAUUAAUGGAUUUGGAAAAUUCCAAAUCCAGUUAGUUUUGAUUCAGAUGCUCUCUCGAAUGACCUUGCCAUGUCAUUUCCUACUGAAUAACUUCAUGGCAGCAGUUCCCUCUCAUCACUGCAACAUCAGUGCUCUGGACGACGGAGGUGUCUUUGGGAAUUUAACUCUGGAGCAGAAACUAGCUGUUGGUAUUCCAGCAGAGCAGGAUGGGACUCCAAGCUCCUGCCUGAUGUUUUCUGAGCCACAAUAUCAAUAUCUGUCAGCCUCAAACAGUAGUGAUGAUCCAUUCAUUGUUCAGUGUCAGAAUGGAUGGGUGUAUGACAACAGCACCUUUAAAUCUACUUUGGCGACAGAGUGGGAUCUCGUGUGCAGCAGGAAAGCGAUGAACAAAGCAACAGUCACUGUCUUCUUUAUUGGUAUUAUGCUUGGGGCCCCUUUAUUUGGGUUUCUAAGUGACAGGUAUGGUAGACGGCCGCUGCUGUUGGUGUCUUAUCUGUCAUCCCUGAUAUUUGCAGUCUUCAGUGCAUUCUCCACAUCCUAUGUUAUGUUUACUAUCAUGAGAUUUUUUACUGGGAUGACACUUGCAGGAAUAAGUAUCAUCUCUAUUGUUUUAAAUGUUGAAUGGUUUAGCAUUGAACACAGGACCUUCUCUGGUGUAAUCAUAAGCCUGGAUUGGACACUUGGGAACUGGCUUCUCGUUGGAUUUGCGUACUGGGUAAAAGACUGGAGGAUGCUCAUUGUGGUAGUGACCUCACCACUGAUACUGUCUGUCUUCGCUUGGAGGUGGCUUCCAGAGUCUGCUCGGUGGCUUUUGGCAAACGGGAAGGCCGACGCUGCUCAUCAUUACAUCAUGAAAUGUGCUGAGAUGAACAACAGAUCAAAGCAUAUGGCGACUAUCACACCAGCGACGAUAUUUGAAUUUACUGAAACUAAAACUGAAGGCAGGAAGUACACUAUUUUAGAUCUUUUCAGGACCCCAAAUAUGAGGACACUUGCCAUAAACUCUGGGAUAGUUUGGUUUGGAGUUGCAUUUACAUAUUAUGGGAUAAGUCUGAAUAUCACAGGGUUUGGACUAAACCCAUACCUCACACAAUUUAUAUUUGCAUCCAUUGAAAUGCCAAUGAAGAUUGGUGUUUAUUUCUUCCUGGUGAAAGUUGGCAGAAAGCCCGGCCAGGCAGGGACCUUGGUGUUGACGGGGGUCUGUCUCUUCAUCAACAUGUUUAUUGCUAAAGGUAACGUCAUUCGUACUGUUGUGGCGGUCCUUGGAAAAGCCUUGUCAGAAGCAUCAUUCACCAUUAUAUACCUCUUCACAACUGAACUCUAUCCUACAGUCAUACGGCAGAAUGGGUUAGGCUACACAUCAUUUCUGGCACGGCUGGGAGUGUCCAUAUCGCCGCUCAUCAUGUUAUUGGAGGACGUGUGGCAUCUCCUCCCUGCACUGAUUUACUGUGCAGUGGCAGUUGGAUCUGGUUUAGUGGGUUUACUCCUGCCUGAAACGUCAAAUGCCCAAUUGCCAGAGCUCAUUGAGGAUAUUGAGAAACCAAGGUGA